AUGAAAUUCAGCUACAGCUCUGACCGCUCUGAUCAUCACGACACAAUUCUUUCCAGCAAGGCGCAGGAGCUCUGCAGGCAAGGUUUGCAGGAGGAGAGGCGAGGGAACUGCGAGCGAGCGGAAGAAUACUACCGUCUUGCGUUGAUCGCAGAUGAGAAUCACGCAGAUACUCUCGCAGCUUACGGACAUUUCUUGCAAACAUACACAUCCGAUUAUGACAGGGCUGAAAGCUUGUACAAACGAUCUCUCAGUGUAAACCCGACUCAUCUCGACACUUUGCAGAACUAUGCUGUUUUCCUUGAGAAUGUUCGAGGAGAUAUGCAAAGAGCAGAGAAGUUGUAUAACAUUGCGCUGACGAUGACGGCGUGGUGUGAUGAUGUUUCGGUAGAGGCGAGGCAUUCUUUGGAUCGGUCUGCUCAGGAUGGCGCAUACGAACCUGAACGAAAGGCUCCGAGCACGAGCAUGAAGGAGAGGAGACUGAAGAAGUAUCAACCUUCAUCGACAGCUUUUGACUUGUUGGGUACAGAGAUGGUCUCCAGCCCCAACAUCGAGCGACAACCUUCUGGAAAGCAGAUCGAUGCGGAGAGGAGAUUCCUGGAUGGUUCAGCGACAUUCAUGGACGAUCGUCGGUUCGCCUCCUCCCGGCACAACAAGAGGCACACGCAUGACAUGCACGAAAAGCCCUGGGAGGGACCUCUCGAUAACCCCCAUGGCACCCCCUCGACUGCAGGCAGGACCGUCAAGAAAGUUGAACACCAUGCCGUAGCAAGUUUCUUCUACUUCGGGACACCUCGCAGCCAGCUGGUGCAGAGCAAAGCGUUCCAUCAAAGUCUGUACGCCUCUUUUGAAGGCCUCUUGAGACUGACGAGCUCGCGGCGUCUAUCUCGGGAGAGUCUGUUUGAUACGUUGGAGAAGUGUGGCAUCUUUGCAAACAGAGAGUCACCAACGGAAGAUCUUCUCCAAUUGUUUCAGAGGAGUUCAAAGAAGAACAAGCAGAUUCAUGAAAGUGACCUGUUCCCUGCUUUCUCUGAACUUGUUUUGGACAUGAUGUCGAUUCAGAAUUCUUCACAGAAACGUGAAACCCGGGGAGAUCUGACUGAAACUUUGGAGGCACAACCUGAAAUUCAGUCCAAUACACGUAAUUUUGCACUGGAUUGGUUGAGACAAGUGAAGGAAAUACGGAAAGAAGAAACAGAUGUCGCAAUAUCUAAUGAAACUGCGGCAGAUUCAACACAACCCAACUUUGACCGACAGAUCCAGUAUAAUGAUCAACGAGGCGUCCAAGAUGACAGUUUGCAUCUGAGUCGCAUAGGAAAGGCUUACGAUGGAGAAGAUGACUCUUUCGACCCAGCUGCCGACAUGGCGAGGAAACCAAUGGGGGAUCGUUUGCCAAGGGCAUGGAAAGUUGAGAUAGAUAAACAUCAUGUAAAUGGAGACAGCAUCCCUGAAUCGAAGAGAAUUGAAAGCUUGUCACGUUCCAAGGGUUCAAACUCGCAAGCCGUCUCUAGCAUCAUGCCAGAAGAACGAUUUGACAAGGAAUCCUUGUAUCACCCUACCAACUCUUUCUUCUCAGACAUGAAGAACCCCCCGGUCAGGAUCGCAGAGGCCUCCAAGUUCUCGCUCCUGAUCCCCAACGAGAAGAUAUCUGCGCAUCACCCGCACCAAGACAAGGAUCCUUCCUCGUCCUCGCACGAGCUCGGCAGCCGCCUACGUAGCAGCCAGAGGAGGACCACAGGAGAGGAGACAGAUAGAUCCAACGAGUCAGAGGUCAGAGACAAGACGGCAAGUUUGCUGCAGAGACUGAGAGAUAGGUUUGGAACCACCGCCCAGCUCUUCCAAUACUUCAAGACCCGCCAAGUUGACCAGGGCUCGCAAGCUGGGAAUGUGAUUGGGAGAGUUACUUCCAAGGCAUCACAAGGGUCCACGAGCAUAACGUUUGAAGAGUUCAAAGCUACAGCAGAGAGCUUGGGUAUGAACUUCACUGCUCGGGAGAUCGAGGAUAUGUUCUUGAGCCUCGCAGUGUCAAUCACCUCCAACAUCCCCUACAAGAGCCUGGUGGAAGCCGUCAGGUCCUGUACAAGCAGCAGGUCGCGAGACUUCGGUCAAGGGAAGAGGUUUGAAAGGGACAGUCACAAGAUUCGGACCGAGCUCAAAUGCUCUUUCAUGACAUCCUUGCACGCCUUCGUCUUCUUCGACAUCCGCGGCAGGGACUUCCUGAGCAAGAAGGACCUGGCGCUCGGCCUGAAGCGGCUGAAGAUCAAGGAGCAAAUCAAUCUCGAAGCAGCUUUCGAGGAGACUGACUUGGAUCACGACGGUAAGAUCAACUACAAGGAAUUCAUCAAGCACUUUGCUGCGGGCUGGCACCCUGUCGAGGAUUUCGAGGCUGUUCAGAGGGAGUACGAGAAGCUCAAGCGUGAGAGCAGGAGGAGGUGGAUGACCAACGACAUUCCUACUGAGUCCUCCCCUCCUAAGAAGAGCUCUCGCCCCCGCUCUGCUCCGCCAGCCUCUCAGGUCUCGCAGAAGGACUCUGCUCGCAGAACUCUCAACUUCGAUGGCUCUGCUGUAUACGCGGGAACAAGUCUGAAUGAAAACUUCAGCAGCGACACUGAGUCAGACGAAGAACCUUCGGACGGGAAGGCAAGGGAGCCGCCACACGAAACCAAGCAUAACCACCGAGCUCGAGAGCAUGCAGGUUCAGAGUUGCCGUCCAAGUCUCAAGCGGCUGAAAGGGAGGAAGACGGCAGCAAGACAUCAAACUUAAGUGAAGCAGAGCAGCUCGACCCACGCAGACUUGCGAAUCUUCGGCUGCUCGAAGCCAAGAAGAAGAAGGAGGUCUCCAUGCUACAAGAGCAAGAGGAGCUGAUUCGUCAGCGACAGGAGAUGCUGGAACAAAAACGAGUGAGGAGGCUGAUGUUGGACCGCGAGCGCUUGGAACGAGCAAAACUAAUCAAGCGAAAGGACGGGGAGAACUCCGAAUCUGCUCUGAGGCUUUUCAGCAGGCAGAGUCCGCCAGAUCACUCGUAG
Messenger RNA from Guillardia theta CCMP2712, 3024 nucleotides. RefSeq lists its product as hypothetical. The transcript has 4 exons. The coding region runs from base 1 to 3024 and encodes 1007 amino acids. NCBI's taxonomy places the organism in Eukaryota, Cryptophyceae, Pyrenomonadales, Geminigeraceae. Gene Ontology annotation, molecular function: calcium ion binding; protein binding. The record is from RefSeq and is a predicted model, not a curated record.